This is a messenger RNA of Pocillopora meandrina, 476 nucleotides long. The record is from the annotation of a GenBank genome assembly. Lineage: Eukaryota; Metazoa; Cnidaria; Anthozoa; Scleractinia; Pocilloporidae.
AAGGAGGGUGGAAAGGAGGCAAGGAGGAGGGAAGGAGGGUGGAAGGGAGGUAAGGAGGGGGGAAGGAGGGUGAAAGGGAGGCAAGGAGGAGGGAAGGAGGGUGGAGAGGAGGCGAGGAGGAAGGAAGGAAGGUGGAAAGGAGGUGAGGAGGAGGGAAGGAGGGUGAAAGGGAGGUGAGGAGGGAGGAAGGAAGGUGGAAAGGAGGUGAGGAGGAGGGAAGGAAGGUGAAAGGGAGGUGAGGAGGGAGGAAGAAGGGUGGAAGAAAAGUAAGAGGAAGAAAGGAGGAAGGUAAGGAGGAAGGUAAGGAGGAAGGUAAGGAGGAAGGAACGAGGGUGGAAAUGGAAGAUGAAGAAGGAAGGAAGGAAGGAAAGAAGGGAGGAGGGUGGAAGGGAAGUAAGGAGUUUGGAAAGGAAGGUAAGGGUGGAAGAAAGGAGGGAGGAAGGGAGGUAAGGAGGAAGGACAAGAGCGAGGGUUGA